AAAAAGUUAAACUGUUAUGGCUUCUUAGUUUGAUGAUUAACUUCUUGGUUGGAUUGCGAUGGUUUCAAUUUUGUGGAUCACAUAAAAUUGGUUUCACUGAUAAUAUUUAGUAUGGUCCAUACUGUUAUUGUUAUACUUACUGAGAUUACAAUUUUAUAUGUUUUUGGUUUGCAUGCGAGUUUGGGUUGUGCCAUCGGUUAACUGAGUGUUGAUUACCUUGCAAUCUUGCAUGAUUUCGUUGAUUUACUUUUGAGAAAGAGAAAUGUCUUAAACCACUGUUUAGUUAUUAUUGCUAGAGGGGGCAAAACUUGUGUUGAAAGUUGGAAGUAAAAUGUAUUAAUUAUUGAUCCUUUCACUUUGAUUAUUAGUGGAGAAUCUUGUGCGGAUUGAUUGGUUUGAGACUUUGAGUUGUGCUGUUUUACUUGUUAUUAUACUCAAAAUUGAAAGCCUUGUGAUUUAUACACACAAAGUUGAACCUUUUAUUCUUUAAUGGUUAGAUUUGAGGAUCAGAAAUGUUACUGAGAAACUGUGCUAUGUAUAUGUAACUUCCUAAAGGAAUUGAAGAUAACCAGAACUUACUAAUACUGAGAUUCCUUUGUCCCAUCUUUCUCAUCUUGCCAUAUAUUAUUUUUAAGCAGCAUGUCAUGCUGCACUUUUGCAGUGAUCUUAUGACUUGGAGUAGAAUAUUGUACCAUUGCGGACUAGAAUCAUCAGCCUUACAUUUUUAUUUGGAUUCUGUUUUGCAGUGAUUUUAACACUGGAGGAAAAAAAUUCACUAUAAUGAUUUUUUUUCCAUAUGAGGAUUGGUGUUCUGUUGUCUGGGAUCCUUAUUGUUCUCCAUGAUUUGUAGAUGGGGUUCUGGACAUUGCUAGAAGGUUUUCUGCUCUUUGCAAAUGCAUUGGCAAUUUUGAAUGAGGACCGGUUCCUUGCUCGAAGAGGAUGGACAUUGGCAGAAAUGACAGGACCACAGAGGAAUUCUCUUAAAGGGCAAGUAAUAGGGCUUAUAUAUGCCUGUCAAUUCUUGAGACUUCCCCUUAUUCUCUUCAACGUUAUCACCAUAAUUGUGAAGCUGUUCUCUGGAUAACUUAAAAAGAGUGGUAUAUCAUGCUCUAUUCUUUGUUCUGUGUAUGAUAUGUAAAUUUUAUGUUCCGUGAACAGUUGCAGUCCUAUAAAUUCAAUUCAGGGGUAUAAUGAAUAGAGUACACCAGCUGUAUUAGUUUAGUAUUGAAUGUGUCUUGAUUAUCAUUCUUAA
Molecule: messenger RNA, 1252 nt
Organism: Glycine soja
Lineage: Eukaryota; Viridiplantae; Streptophyta; Magnoliopsida; Fabales; Fabaceae
Product: immediate early response 3-interacting protein 1-like
Exons: 2
Coding region: 851-1084 (77 amino acids)
Biological process (GO): endoplasmic reticulum to Golgi vesicle-mediated transport
Cellular component (GO): Golgi membrane; endoplasmic reticulum membrane; COPII-coated ER to Golgi transport vesicle
Source: RefSeq, a predicted model, not a curated record